Molecule: messenger RNA, 4667 nt
Organism: Pseudomyrmex gracilis
Lineage: Eukaryota; Metazoa; Arthropoda; Insecta; Hymenoptera; Formicidae
Product: GTPase-activating Rap/Ran-GAP domain-like protein 3
Exons: 17
Coding region: 1444-4524 (1026 amino acids)
Biological process (GO): regulation of small GTPase mediated signal transduction; activation of GTPase activity
Cellular component (GO): cytoplasm
Molecular function (GO): GTPase activator activity
Source: RefSeq, a predicted model, not a curated record
UAGCUUCACGACACACAGACGCUACGUGAGCGCUUCGAAACAUAAGCGAAAGAGCUCGCGGAAUAAUUUUCCAAGUUACGUUUCACACUUAUCUCACAUUAAAUUUAUCUCAGUUAGCUUCGGUUACGCGAUCUCGACUCUUCGGCUGCAGGAUGAGAACAACGUUUCGCAAAUUAAAGAAAACUUGCACGUUAAUUUAUAUACACACUUAUAUGUAAACUUAUUUAUUUAUUAAUACGUGCGCACACGCACGCACACAGGAAAAAAGUGUAAUGAAGGACGUUUCGCGGUAAAUUAAACAAAAUAAUCUCUAUCGUCACGAACGUUUUGUUGUCGGGAGGAUAUAAAGGUACGUAACAGAUUUAUCUUCCUCGACGACAAUAAUCACAAUACGGAGUGACUACAUUCGCAGCGUUCAUACCUGGCAACGGCCGCUGACCAGCGAGGCGCGAGCAAUAGUUUAUUAGCCGCGCACUCGCGCGCGAAUUGCCGAUACCAAGAAGAGAAGAGAAGAGAAAGAGAGAGAGAGAGAGAGAGAGAGAAGGGAAAGAGAGUAUAUCUACGGGCGAGGGAUGAUGAGGGUUAUGUGGGGUGCCGACGAUGGUGGGGCUAGAUGGUGAGCACAGCCACAGAGGACGACGCGAGUUAUGGUGGAGAACGUCGGCGAAUGGUGGGGUCGAAAGGUGGCGACGGCCAUUUACGCUCAUAUGGGAUAAACCCGUGUCUACGAUCAGUCGGUAGGCCACGGAAGAAAAGCACCAGCUGCCACAGAGGAUCGCGAAAAGGGUCGCGGAAGACUUGCGGAAACGAUCCGGAAGAGUUCGCCAAGAUGACGGCGCUGCUUCCGAAGAGACAUCGCAAAGUGUUGCCAGCGAAGAUGCGAGAGUGGCAAACAACAUCUACCUCCGCGAAGACGGGGGAGAUUCGAUUAACGAAUUGAUCUCUCUCUCUCUCGACAAGAGAGUUCUGCGAAUAACUAUCUCCGAGAAACGCCAAGGAAAGCGUCGUCAGUCGCUGUAGAGCGAGGCACAGCAGCUGUGUAAGGAGCACACCCGUAAUCGAGAGGGAUUCAUGUUUAUUCCGUAAACGUUUGUUCGAGAAGUUUGAAACGCGGAGAAUGAUGCUGCCGCCUCCGCCUAAGAUCCUCGCGGCGGAGAACUGGGUCUGGCGAGGAUAAACUUCCUCACAGAGGAAGAGAUUCGCCAGCCGUGUGUGUUGCGAAAACGCUCGCGCUACUCCCGGAGGAGAGAAAGAUAUAGACGUACUUUGACGGAAAGUUCUCGUUUCGCGGGCAAACAUCGCGAGCCUACGUGCGACGAACAAUUCAACUUGCGCGGAGAUCGAUGAAGCAUCAGUCGACGAUCUGUCGGCGAAAAAUGUGAAACAACACCGCAGAAUUGUGAAAUUCGAACUUUUGAUGAUUAUCAAGUUUAUAUCGUGAAAAUGAGUUCACUUCGUAGAACGCUUAAUCAGUCGGCGAGAGAAGGCACGUCGAUGAGGAGACACGCGCUUUCCGGACCCACCACGAAGAGCAUGAAGACCGUGGUUCACGCGAACGCGGUGCCGGUUUCGCCGCUGCGACACAGAUCCAAGUACGAGCUGCGAAGCAUCAGCUUGGAAGGCAACAAGGUCCUGCCAUGGACCACCAGAUCUACGACAGACGCGAUAGCGAGACGAGGAGUUUUGUCAAGACGAUGCUACGGCAGCGUUGAAAUGCUGCCGCAGAUCGAGCAGGAUGGCGUCGACAAUGGCCGAAGAUUUCGAGUGGAGAACGGAGAUUCUCCGGGAGAAAAAGAAGAGAUGUUCGGUUCGCCGAGUACGCCGAUACUAGAAAAUCCAGAGUAUCAAACGCGCUGGUAUUUUAAAUACUUCCUGGGCAAACUGCAUCAAAACUAUAUCGCUUCCGAUCAGGAGAGAAAUCCUCUCUUCCUUUCGGUAGUCACGAGCGAAGGUGGUGAUCAAUGCGUGCCGCACUACAGAGUUAUUUUAUGGAGGCGAACCGGCGCGCAGAAAAUAUCGUUGCCGUAUUCGGCGAACAAGACAAUGACUAUACGGCAAAUUCUUAGUAACUUCUUCAGUCUAGAGAAGCUCGACAAAGCGCCGCGAGAAGUUUUCACGCCGGAACUACAAAAGGAUCUGCUACUGCUCGAGGAACAAGAAGGAUCGGUUAAUUUCAAGUUCGGCGUCAUUUACGCCAGAGAAGGUCAGACCACCGACGACGAGAUGUUGUCAAACGAACGGGGCAGUCCGGGCUUUGAGAGAUUCCUGGAGAUUCUGGGUGAAAGGAUACGGCUCAAAGGUUGGGACAAAUACAGGGGUGGCUUGGAUGUGAAGGGAGACAUGACUGGGAAAGAAAGUUACUACACGGUCUAUGCAGGCCACGAAGUGAUGUAUCACGUUAGCACGAUGUUGCCGUACUCGAAGGAUAAUCCGCAACAGCUGGAAAGAAAACGACACAUCGGCAACGACAUUGUCAACAUCAUUUACACGGACGACCUAUCGGUCGUGGAUACAUUCAAUCCGAACUGCAUAAGGAGCCAAUUUACUCACGUGUUUGCCGUGGUAACGACGGAGGCGGACGGCAAAGGGUGGCGAGUUGCAAUUUAUUGUGAUGAAAACGUACCUUUGUUUGGACCGAGCCUUCCUUGCCCACCAGUUUUCGAAGAUCCGUAUAAUCUUCGAGAAUUUCUUCUCGUUAAAUUGAUCAACGGCGAGAAGGCCACCUUCGACACCCCAACGUUCUCUAGGAAAAGGGAGAGAACACUAGACGCCCUGUUGCGAGAUAUGUACCAGGAACAUUCGCAAGAAAGCAAGAGCAACAGUAUGUUAAACCGUCGAGCGCUUUCGGACGUGGUCGAGGCGCCAGGUCGACGGCGUGAGGAAACCCGCGCCGUCGAGAUGGUGCGAGUCGGACAAGCUUUGAAGUUAGAGGCCAUCAUGCGCGGCCUCGCACCCACUUCUCUCGCCACCGUCGGUCCCCUGAAACCCAGACCCUGGGAACCGAGAUGCAUCUACCCCGACUUCCCUCACGAGGUUGUAUGCGGGGACGUCUGGUUGGAGAACAGAUUGAUUCUCGCCUCCGAGAACGGGACAUUUCUCAUUGAAGACGGACUCUCGCACAGAUUGAUCUUCGACGAAUCGGUGCAGAUCAAGCAGCUGGACGUGGUCGAGCAACACGGUAUACUUCUGUUCCGCGCCGGCGACAAGGGCAAGGAGAGCAGCGUGUACGUUUUCCGAUUGCGGGAGUUCGAGAGCGACGCGUCCGCCAGAUGCGCCGAGCUGUUUAACAAUCGCGAGAACAACGAUCACGAGAGAGACGAGGAUGACGACGACGAGGACGGCGAGGACGACGAUGCCGAUCGCAACGAUGACGAAUGCGACGGCGAGGACGACGCGGACGAGUGCGACGAUUUUACGCGCGCUACCGCCAAGUUUCAACCGAUGAUGGCGCGUUCGCGUGCGCGUGUGCGCGUACGCGCGCCCGCCGUCAGAAGCCGGGCGCAUAUCAAGGAGAGAAAGCUUCGACGUACGCGAGGAUGUAAUCUGUACAGUAUCACGAGACCCGGUGGUUCACACUUACGUAUGUGCGUAGUCGUCAAUCGCCGACUGACGAUCCUCCAGUGGAAGCACAACGCAGCCUGGACUAUCUGGUGCUCGUCAGCCGACACCGACACCGUCGAGGGUUUCUUAUUGCUGAAGGAGUUCACCGCGAGCGAGACGCCGACGUUGGUGACGAUGAUCGAGAGCGCCGAUCCGGCGAACGAGUGGACGCUAUGCUGCGGCGCUCGUAAUCAUUACGAGCUGAUUUUCGCGUCCGGAACAUCGCGAAUAGUACACCUGGACGCGACGCCUAAAACGCAUUUGGUCGCGGCGUUGGAUCUUCGCGAGGACGAGGAACCGGAACUGUUACUCUGUUACAACAACACGUGUCACUUUCAAAAACUGGCGGAAGACAGCACUGCAUCGACCGAGUUCGACUUCAAUUGGAAUUCGAUGCCGACAGUAGUAGCAUGUGCCUUUCCAUACGUGAUCGCUUUCACUAACGACACGAUGGAGAUACGACUGAUAAUAAACGGCAAUUUGGUCCACACGAUCACCAUGCCCAAUCUGAGCUUGAUCACAUCGAAGAGAGACGUCUUUUUCGCGACCACGGCUCCGGAAUUUUUCCCGGGAAAAUGCGAGCGAAUCCGUCUGGACUCGAAACCCUCCGAGGAAAUGCCAUGCAGUCCGCCACCUCUUGCGCAAACUUCGUCCUCCUCUCGAUCGAGUUUUCAAAACAGUCAGGGCGAUUGGAAACCGAUAAGAAUUUAUCGGAUACCUCUGCAAACGCUCUCGAGAAACACAACGUCCAACUGUAGUCAAAGAAGAUGCCCGAGUCCCGUGGAACCCGAAAUCGUUUCUGCACCACCGACAGCCAGCGACAGAACGUUUCUCAGCGUCGAAACGCCUCGCGCGAGCAGAUCCUGCAGCAGCAGUCCUACACCCACACCGACCACAAAUAUGCCGUCGCCAUGUAGAAAAUAGACGUGUAGGAUAUUAGUUUCUUUGGCGAUCGCGCGAAUUUCACUGUUUCAAAUCAUUAGCCCGUGAUCUGGAGAUCGUGAUUGUGAGAACAAACAACCGACCGCACGUACCUGAUUCACGUCCUCGUACAUGAAAAAAAAAAA